AUGGCUCAACCCAUAGAUGCUCAUAAAAGCUCACCAGGCUCCAAGGGUUCAGGAACACAAACAACCUCCCCACUAUCUCAACAUUUCAAAGGCGAAGUUUCGAGUCGGUCAUCUAAUUCUUCACCAAUUCUUCAAAAGAACCAUGAUCACGACGACCAUGGAAACCACCAUAUCAAGAAAUCGGUGUUCAUGAGGGUGAAAGAGAAGGCUAGGAAGUUGAAGAAAUCGAUUAGCGGAAGGAAACGUAGAGAUGAAAACGAGUCACGCAGCCCUUACGCUACUCCUCCAGGGAGUGCUCGUCCCGUGGACUACGAGAAAGACGGACCCGAGUUUUUUAGUUCCCCGUUGUACGAACCCACGGUCGAACCAGAAAUUGACAAACACGCAUCAAAAGACAAUCCGCGAGAAACCAACAAAGGGUCUUCUGAGAAGCACAAAAACACAAGCAACGUUGACCGCGGUUCCACUGAUAGCAUUGAUUCCAAACUCUCUGGCCUCACCGUCUCCGGUGACCGUAAUGCUAACAAACCCGAACCAAAAGAGAACACUACGAGCAGCCUGCAACCACAGGAUAAAGGUGUUUCGGUGAAGGAGUACUUGAUGCAUAAAUUAGAACCCGGAGAAGAUGAACGAGCUCUUUCACAAGCAAUCACGCAAACCAUAAGUCCUCGGCGCGACAAGAUGAAAGAGGCUAUGAACACGCUUUUAGGGACCGAAGAACCUUCUCAAUCGACAACAAAAUGCGGGUGA
Cynara cardunculus var. scolymus (artichoke) is the source of this 750-nucleotide messenger RNA. RefSeq lists its product as uncharacterized. Lineage: Eukaryota; Viridiplantae; Streptophyta; Magnoliopsida; Asterales; Asteraceae. The transcript is spliced from 4 exons. Gene Ontology annotation, biological process: response to abscisic acid. The coding region runs from base 1 to 750 and encodes 249 amino acids. The record is from RefSeq and is a predicted model, not a curated record.